AUGCUCAGCACGGCAGAAGCUAUCCCGUUGGAUAUGAAUGUGCCAAGACUCUACGGUGUACGCUGGAUCCUAUGUUUCUCUCUCCUUGCUAAUGUUGACAAAGCUCAAAUAUAUGAGGGUCUAAAACUCGGUCUGGCGCAUACUAUUUAUGCCAUUCCCUGGAUUGCUGGUAACGUGAGUACGAAAGUUGAUCCAAAGGGCAUUAGAAGCCAGGUUGUAGAUGGGUCUGGGGGAGUUAAAUUUCUCUCUAAAGAUCUCAGCGGGAUCCUACCAUCGUAUGCGGAGUUGCAAAAUAAACAUUUCCCGCUUUCCAAAUUCCAAACCGCUCAAUUGGCCACUGUAGCUGUCAUACCUGAACCGCCUCAUGUCUAUGACCCGAUUUCUAAAGACCGUACACCCCUAAUGACAGGCUAUCCAGUGGCGGAUUUGGCCAGAUUUUCAGAAACCGCUGCAUCCGCCUUCUCCACAAACGACGCCCUGUGUGCAUUCCUUUGGCAGCGUAUGACUCGGGCACGAAACCCUACUGAGGUGGAAGAGGUAGAUAUAAACGGAAAUAGUAAAAUAAAACUAAAAAUGUCAUCCCUUUUCUUCUCAGUUAACAGAAGGCGCCGUAGGAGCCCACCACUCCCACCCACCUACCUAGGCAACGUAUUUCUGGCCGUGACCACGGAACGGCUUCCCAUUUCCAUUCUCACUGCUACUGAUUCUGAUUCUGGGCUCUGUCGCGCUGCAGCUACCAUACGCAGAUCGCUGAAUACCAUAAAUUCCCCAAACCGCGUGCCGCUGGAGAUUGGUCUUGUCGACUCGCAGCCGAAUCCCACUGAUUACAAGGUCGCAUAUAGUGGCUUCCUUGGUCCGGAUAUCUCUGCGACGUCAUAG
Molecule: messenger RNA, 879 nt
Organism: Paracoccidioides lutzii Pb01
Exons: 6
Coding region: 1-879 (292 amino acids)
Source: RefSeq, a predicted model, not a curated record